AUGCGGACAUGGUCCAGGACAGGCGGUGUUUCAUUGAGUCUCAAGAACUCUCUCGCCACAACACGUCGGACAUACGCGACAGCACCGCAGAACAGCCAAACUCUUUCCCUCCGUGACGGUCGCACUCUCGGAUACGCCGAGUAUGGGAACCCUAAAGGCUUUCCACUGCUGUAUUUCCAUGGUUUCCCGUCGUCGCGCCUCGAGGGCUCUGCAUUCGACGACCUAGCACGGCAGCGGAAUCUCCGCGUCGUCGCGCCGGAUCGGCCUGGAUACGGUCUAUCCACAUUCCAGCCCAAUCGCCGGAUCAUGAACUACCCGGCUGAUAUUCAGCAACUGGUAGACUCGCUAAGAAUCUCGGAAUUCGUGGUUUUGGGAGGCUCUGGCGGCGGACCAUACGCACUUGCCUGUGCUCACUCGCUACCGCAUGAGAGACUGUCGGGCGUAGGUAUCAUAGCGGGAGCCGGCCCUUGGGAAGCAGGGAGACAGUAUGUCUCGACGGGAAGGAAAUUGACAUCGCUCGCGGCGACUCACUCCCCGACGGCACUUAGAGUGAUCUUGGAUGCUUUUGUAGGUGUCUCCCGCUGGGCCGCGAGCACAAGCCCUGCAACCCGGUGGCUGGAUGACUGGCUCGAGAAGCAAGAGAGCGCGGAAGAUAGUGCACUGUUAACCGAGGAACGGCGCGAAAUGAUGUUGGCAAUGGUAUUCGAAGCAUUCGCGCAGGGAGGUGCUGCGACUGUGCAGGAAGCCGUUCUCUUGACGCACGAUUGGGGGUUUCGGUUUGAGGACGUCACCUACAACAGCGUCCGAAUCUGGCAUGGCCAAAAAGACGCGCAGCCUCCGAUUGAGAUGAUUCGCUAUAUGGCCGAACGGUUACCGCAUUGCGUACUUCACGAAAUUGAAGGAGGGACUCACUUUACCGUGGCCGGCUAUAUCGAGGAAAUUCUGUCAGAGCUCGUUCCUGAGGAUGUGCUGAAGGGGUAUUUGGCUGCGUCUUAA
Molecule: messenger RNA, 996 nt
Organism: Aspergillus mulundensis
Lineage: Eukaryota; Fungi; Ascomycota; Eurotiomycetes; Eurotiales; Aspergillaceae
Product: alpha/beta fold hydrolase
Exons: 1
Coding region: 1-996 (331 amino acids)
Source: RefSeq, a predicted model, not a curated record